Molecule: messenger RNA, 1656 nt
Organism: Prorocentrum cordatum
Lineage: Eukaryota; Dinophyceae; Prorocentrales; Prorocentraceae
Source: the annotation of a GenBank genome assembly
AUGGCACCCGUGAUCGUGGCGCCCCAGGUCGCGCAGGGAACGCAGGCGCCCUACGUGGACGGCGCCAAAGUCCUCGUGGACGGCAAGGUGGUGCCGUGGGAGGGCGCCUGCAGCGACGUCGUGAGCCCGCUGUUCGCGGCGGACGGCAGCCGCGUCGUCAUCGGCCGGCAGGCCGUCUUCACCCCCGAGGCCUCGAUGGCGGCAGUGGAGGCCGCGGCGCGGUCUUGGGCGCGGGGCCGCGGCGAGUGGGCGCAGAAGUCCAUGGAGCAGCGCAUCGCCACGGUCGAGCUCGCGGUCCAGAAGCUGAGGGAGCGGCGGUCGCAGAUCGUCGAGAUCCUGCAGUGGGAGAUCUGCAAGAACGACGCGGACGCGGCCAAGGAGUUCGACCGCACCAUGGAGUACAUCGCCAGCAGCAUCGCCCAGCUCCGUGCCUCGGAGUCCACGGACGUCGUCUGCGACGGGGGCGUCCACGCCAUUCUUCGCCGCUCCCCAGUGGGCGUGAUGAUGAACUUAGGACCGAUGAACUAUCCCUUCAACGAGACCUACGCUACUCUCAUCCCAGCGCUCCUCUGCGGGAACUCCGUGGUCAUGAAGAUCCCCAACCUUGGAGGCCUCGCCCACGUGCUUACCAUGGAGGUGUACGCGGAGUGCUUCCCGAAGGGGGUCGUGAACUUCGUCGCUGGGCGCGGGCGUGACACCAUGCCACCAAUCAUGCGCUCGGGCAAGGUGGACCUGUUCGCGUUCAUUGGCUCCUCCAAGGCGGCCGACUCGCUCAUCCGCGAGCACCCGCAGCCGCACCGCUUGCGCAGCCUGCUGUCGCUGGACGGCAAGAACCUGGGCAUUGUGCUGCCGGACGCCGACCUCGACGUGGCCGUGAAGGAGUGCCUUGCCGGCAGCACCGCGUUCAACGGCCAGCGCUGCACGGCCAUCAAGCUGAUCAUGCUCCACGAGUCCGUGGCCGACGAGUUCUGCAGGCGCUUCUCGGGGGCGAUCGCCGCGCUGCCUGCCGGGCCGCCCUUCGGCAAGAACGCCAUCACCCCGCUGCCGGAGCCGGACAAGCCGGGGUACCUCGCCGAGCUCGUGGAGGACGCCAGGUCCAAGGGCGCGAAGGUGAUCAACGAGCGCGGCGGGGAGACGGACCGCACGCUCGUGUUCCCCUCCGUGAUAUACCCGGUGACCAAGGAGAUGCGCGCUUUCCACGAGGAGCAGUUCGGGCCUCUGGUCGCCAUCGGGAAGUACUCCAACGUCGAGGAGGUCUUGCAGCACCUGGCGGACGUCCACUUCGGCCAGCAGGUGUCCCUGUUCACAAGCGCGGCCGCCAAGGGAAGCCAGGAGUUGUCGUGGAUCCUCGACUCGUGUGCGCUCGCCACUUGCCGCGUGAACAUCAACGCGCAGUGCCAGCGCGGGCCAGACUCCUUCCCGUUUGCUGGCCGCAAGUCCUCCGCGCUGGGCACCAUCAGCGUGUCAGAGGUACUGAGGGCGGUCUCCGUAGAGACGAUGGUGGCCUCCAAGAGCCACGCUGAAACAUGGGGAAUCACUCAGGGAUCCAACGCAUUUGCGCCAGUCAUGAGCAAUAAGGACCGGGCCCGCGGGGGGCCCUACGAGAAGGCAGGCGCGUCGAAGAUUGUGGUAAACGAUUCGUUGAUGGGAGCUUGA